Messenger RNA from Symbiodinium necroappetens, 285 nucleotides. The record is from the annotation of a GenBank genome assembly. Lineage: Eukaryota; Dinophyceae; Suessiales; Symbiodiniaceae.
GUGUUUCCCGAUUGACACUCGAGCAACAGAGAAGGAGCGCCUGAUGAAGAGAUUCACCAACGGCCUCUUCUUUAAGUCGAUUACCAUGCUGGCCAUCGCAGCCAAUACUCUGUACCUAGGUUGGGCGGCCAACACGAAUGUCAGCAACAGCUGGAGACGGCUUAGGAGCGAGCCGGUGCAACAGCCGGGAGUCGAGUUCGACAUCGCUUUCACAGCCUGGUUUGGGGUGGAGCUCUUCAUAAAGAUGAUUGCUGACCGCGUGCAGUUCUUUGUUGGAGAGGAGCG